UUUAAAAGUAAAAUUAAUUUAAUUCUUUUUGUUAAUUUUCCAUGGCUGCAGGAGCGAGAACAAGCUUUGAGAUCGUUUAAAAGUGGCCUGACUCCAAUUUUGGUAGCAACAGACGUAGCGGCACGUGGUCUUGAUAUCCCUCAUGUUGCACAUGUUGUUAACUUUGAUCUUCCAAAUGACAUUGAUGAUUAUGUCCACCGUAUAGGACGCACUGGCCGUGCAGGUAAAACUGGGUUGGCAACUGCCUUCUUUAACGAGAAUAAUUCCUCCUUGGCAAGAUCAUUGUCCGAUUUGAUGCAAGAAGCAAACCAAGAAGUCCCUGCUUGGCUGUCCCGAGUUGCAGCUAGAUCAAUCUAUGGGAAAAAUCGACGGGGAGGAGGCCGUUUUGGAGCUCGUGAUUUCCGAAGGGAAUCGUCCUUCAGUCGAGGUGGUACUGACUACUAUGGUGGUGGCAACAUGGGCAAUAACUACAAUGCUUCUGGUGGGUAUGGCGGAGCUUAUGGUGCUGGCGUGACUAGUGCAUGGGACUAAUAACCUACAAUUUGCCCCCAGUUUGGCUAUUGCAAAAUACAAUUUUAAGUUUAUCUUAGCAAACAAUUGUUCUUAGAGGGGAACCAAUUGUCUUUUGAUUUUUCGAGUUCUACUUUUCAGCAUUGAAGUCCUUCAAUUGAACCCCCACCGAGGGUGAUAUGAGUGAGGAUUGAGAUGUUCGAUGUUGGCAGGGAAAUGGAAAGAGAAUUACUAACCUGUUAGGAUUUGCUCAUCUACUCCUCCUCUCUCUCAUUUUUCAUUGUUUAGAAGUUUUUUGAUUUUUGGUUUUUUUUGGUGGUGUUAGAUUCUAGAGUCGUGUCGUGGGAGGGUAUUGGCUUGGUUAGUGCCAGCAUACACUACUUGUACAUCUCACUGGUUUACUGUUUCCAUACUGUUGGUUGUAAAUUCCUUCUGCAGAUCCCCAUCAGGAUAUUUCGUCGACCGUUUUUAACUUUUGAUGCUGUUGUAAUAUUAUACUUA
This is a messenger RNA of Olea europaea var. sylvestris, 1011 nucleotides long. Its product is annotated as DEAD-box ATP-dependent RNA helicase 52C-like. The record is from RefSeq and is a predicted model, not a curated record. Gene Ontology annotation, molecular function: RNA binding; RNA helicase activity. Lineage: Eukaryota; Viridiplantae; Streptophyta; Magnoliopsida; Lamiales; Oleaceae. Gene Ontology annotation, cellular component: nucleus. The transcript has a single exon. The annotation marks the transcript as partial.